AUGAAAUAUCUUGUCCUUUGUCUUGUCUUGUUGGCCGUCGUCUAUUGCCGGCCGCAGUCGAGCGAAGAGGGAGAUCAUGCUCCUCGCCACCACAGGCACUGGGGCCGUCAUGGACACAAGCGUCACGAGCCCGAAUUCCUGAAGAACGUCACCAAGGAGGCCAAGGACGAGUGGCACAAGAUCUUUGCCGACGAGACGCUCGCCAGAAAGGAUUUCCGGCAGAAGGUCGAGGAGUGGGCCAAGGGACAGGAUGAGGAGGUUCAGACCGAGGUGAAGCGCUUCGAGGAAGAGCACAAGAAAUUCGUCGAAGACGCCAAGAAAAAUCUGACAAUCACCUUGGAGAAGUUGCCUGAGCUGAUGGGAAAAUUGACCAAGAUCAGGGACGACGAUACACUCGGCAGGAAGCAGAGGAGGGAGCAGACGAAGGCCGCCAUGAGCGACUAUGAUGAACAAACAGCGGCCGCAGCAAAGUUCUUGCUAUUCCACCACCACAAGAACCACCGAUGGGGACACCACGGCAAGGGACAUCACAACAAGCACAACAAGGCCUCUCAUGAGGCAACCACGGCUGCCGCGGCUGCUGAGGAAAGUGCCGAGAACGACGAC
Mesorhabditis spiculigera is the source of this 606-nucleotide messenger RNA. The record is from the annotation of a GenBank genome assembly. Lineage: Eukaryota; Metazoa; Nematoda; Chromadorea; Rhabditida; Rhabditidae.